GAUCUGGUUAACAGACAGCACAUCUUCUUCCGAUUAUGUUCUCACUUAAUUUCAUUUAGUGACAUAUCUUCUCAUCUUCAGACUCAUACGGAACACAGGGGGCAACUUUUGUUUCAGCCGAAUGAGAAAACAAAUAUCACGAUGGAAAGUUCCCGCUGAACCGAACGGAAAUGGCCAAAUAUCUGCACAUCAAUCAAAAUCGCAGCUGUCACAUUUUUAUUGGACGAUGCCACUCUUUAGCAACAAACAGAUCUGUCCCAGUCAUAGACACUGGUUAAUAUCAAAGGAUACGUUAAUCAAACAAUAAGCGAAAACAAGAGAAAAGGCUGGAAACCUGAGAUAAAAAUCAAAAGGGAAGAAUCUGGAGAACAAAUCUGUUGAAAAUAUCAAAUUGCAUCACCGAUCCCGACUGACUUAAACAGACAUGAGUAAGGAAAAACAUCAAAUCAUUUUAAAAACUUCGACUUCUCCUAUUCAUUUCCUUGCACUUGCUUCAAAAUCCAAUCCAACUUUUUCUCAAAGUUGCCAGGAGAAUCUCUCCAAUUAUUUCACAAUAUGGAGACUACACUAUUGUUUGUAAAAUAAUUUUUAUUGUAUUGUUGCCCUCUUCCACGCUUUGUUUGUCUUUCUCUGAUUGUUUUCUCCUGAUCUCUCAUUACUGAUGAAUUAGCCAUUUGACAUCAAAAUUCAGAGGAGUUUCUCCUGUGAUUAAUCCUGAACAAAUGUUCACUCGAUUCUAGAAUUUUCUGCAGGUAUUGUCCCGCAAGAACUGGCACACAGUUUCCCCUUCUUUAUAACCAAAGUUUGCCCCCGAUGCUUUUUUUAUUAUUAUUUAUACUAUCAGCCCAUUAAAGCUUAUGAUGACUGGAAAUAAUUGUAGGAUCUGUCUCGGUCACUCUGGGACAGCAAGCAUUUAAGAACAGGGAGUGGGACAGUGAAAUCCAGAGACAAAAAAAAAUACAUUUUUAAAUAGUACAGAAAAAUAGCGCCAUACAUUGCAAGAAGAUUUAAUUCUAGGAUUUAAUGGAUCAUUGUGCAGUGUGUUCUAAUGUCUCAAUAGCUGUCACUGAUGAAUCAACAUAUUGAUAUAAAAUAGCAAGUUCCUAUAAAUGAAGACAAUUAAAUACGUUCCUGCACAGAUAGACAGAUGGAUAGUUAAUGAUUUCGAUGUCUAAUAUUCAAAUCGUGCAAAUAUUAUAUUUGUGUCUGGUUUGAGCUCAUACAGGUUACAAUAGCCAUUUGCAACUUCAAAUGAUAAACUUUCAAUAUUCUUGCUGGUUACUCAGAUCAGUGAUACAUCAAACAGAGCCAACUGUUACCAUAUCUUCCAACAACAGGCAAGAACUCCGCGUUAUGGAAUAGAUUAGGAAGAUUAAUAAAUUCUCUCUUUUCCUCCAAUUCUCAGCGGAAAAAUUUAACCAUAUGGAAGGCGAAAAUUAGAAUUUCAUCACAUUAGUGCAAAAUGUAAUGAAAAGAGUCGAACACCUGGGGCCAACUCUGAAAGACACAAUUAAAAGGGUUUUAAUGAAAGCGGGGGGAACAAAUACACUGGUACCUCUGAUACAGAUUGAUUUGCUGAAGGUGUUGUAGGAUAUUGGUUGCGACUGAUGUCACAAGAAGGGAAACCAGCUACUAAACUUCCAGUUCCAUCAAGGAAUAUCAAAGUCAAACAGAAUAAACCCGAAAUGUGAAAUGAUUUUGCACUGCUUCUGUUCACACGGGAGGGAGGGUGGAGUGCUACAUAAAUACACCUCGACAAGUAUCCUCCUCCGGUUUUAUACUGGCCGCCUCUGCCUUCCCUGGACUCAGAGAGGGGGAGCAGAGAGAUGGAGCAUUAAGUGCGUUCAUUGAACGGCUGAAAGUCGCCACACAUGUCAGCGAAGGGCGCUUGCUCGAUUUCUAACGGGAGCUAAAAAAAAAAGCCCUGGAAAACAUACGCGUUAAGUUGUGUGUACAGAUGGCUGGAGGAAUAAUGGAGCAGGCGCUACGUCUCUAAGCAAGAGCUGUGUUUUCUUAUCUAUAGAAAGUGGAUGUAUACAUUCAGUGAUACACGGCUGGGGAGCCCUGCAGUUAGGGAGAGAGGGUGGGUUGUUGGGGGGGUGGGGGAUGGUGGGGUGGGAGAUCUGGCCGGCUGGGAUUGUUUGUUACCGUUUUAAUCCUAUUAAUUAAAACGUUAACCUGAUUGGUGGACGCACGGUCCCAAUAGGCAACCCUUCAUAAUAACCUGCUCUGAUAUAAUGAUGUAAAAAACAUUCCCGUCUGCUGAUCGGCACGGAAAUAUCUUGAAGGUGAAUCGAACCAGAUAAACGCUAACGAGGUGUUCACCAUCGUCAGGUCAGAGCAUAGGGGUUCACACACAAACAAAAAGAGAGAGAGAGGGAGAGAGGGGCAGAGGGCAGGCAUCACCAUCCAGCGGCGAAAAUCAAAGUGAGGGACAAGUUGAGAAAUUACCAAAUAGUUUAUGCAACAACGACGAGAAGGAAGAGGAGGAGGAGGGAAUCGCGAGAAUGGAAAGGAGCAGCGUCCACCUGAAUGGACCGCAGCAGGAGCAGGAGCUGUUACUCCCGGCUCUCAGCGCUCCGGCCACAAGGCUGGACAGGACCUUCCGCCCGGCAGCAGCAGCGGCCGCCGCUCUCGAACUCUCGCUGGCCGAGCCCCGCUCGCCGCUGGGCUGCUUCGAGGGGGCCGGCGAUCCGGACGGAGUAGCCCAGCAGGCGGGAGGAGGCGGGCAGCAGCACCGGGAGGGCAGCGGCGGGGACCAGAGUGUGGAUGAUGACAGCGAUGAGCGCUGUGAGUUAAUGCUGGUCCGGCCGGGGGCUGCAGACAGAGCGGUCUCUCUCAGCACCAGCGCCAGGGCAGACAGCAACUCCAACAGCAAGAAGAACAAGGAGCAGCGGGCCCUCCGGCUCAGCAUCAACGCCCGGGAGAGGAGGAGAAUGCACGACCUAAACGAUGCCCUGGACGAGCUGAGAUCCGUCAUCCCUUACGCCCACAGUCCGUCGGUCAGGAAACUCUCCAAAAUCGCCACGCUGCUGCUCGCCAAGAACUACAUCUUGAUGCAAGCUCAGGCUCUGGACGAGAUGCGGAGGUUGGUAGCCUACCUCAACCAGGGGCAAAGCCUCCCCACUGCCCUGCCCUCAGCCGCCGCCUCCCUCACCCCCAGCCUGGGAGCCUACGAUCCAGCAGGGGCAGCAGGUUACCCGUUCCCGGCCGGAGGGUUAGCAGCGGCAGCAGCAGCAGCAGCGGCGGCGGCCGGAGCGAACUGUCCAGACAAGUGUACGGCCAGCAACAGCGGCUCCCUCUACAACAAUGUCACAUCCAGUCUCUGCAAACAGUGCAGCGACAAGCCUUAAAGCCAACCGACACACACAAAAAAUAAUAAUAAUAAUAAUAACCCACCCAGGGCAAGUGACAAAACAACAUCGACAAACAAACAAAAUCAAAAUAUUAACACGACCCCAGGAAUGGACUUUGUUGUGUUUGUUUUUUGUUUGGAAGUUGUGUCUAGGAACUGAUGGUUUGUGCCAUAAAUAUCGUUGGAAAAGUUUUUUUUUUCCCGGGCCAGGAACUGGGGGAGACGAUCAACAAAAGAAAGUUUCUUUUUGUUUUUUUUUUGGAGAAAUGUAUCUUUCUGUUUUUGAGCAGCUGUCCAGCCGCGGCAAGGUUUGUGAUCUCAGAGAUUCCAUCAGUGUCACUAGCUACUAUGGAUUAUUCAUAUUAGUUUCAUCUGAUGCUUUUUAAAAACGAUACAAAAACCCUGUCUGCUGUGAUUGCGACUGCGUUACAGACUGAGUCCGUUAACUUCUCUUUAAAGUGUCCUCCAGAGUUAAAGAUAAAGCUACAAAUGGCCAUAAACUUGUUCCCUUUUUUUGUGUGUGUUUUCUCGACACGAUCAUCAGAAUUGAAAAGGUAAAGGAAAGGAGACCCGGAAAUCAGUUAUUGUGACAAAGCAAUUAGAUGUCAAUUUGUUCCUUCAGAGUUGGGCUUUAUAGGAAAAGGAGUUUAUGAAACUGUUUGACAUGACGCGGUUUUCUUUGUGUUUCAGGUUACUGUACAGAUUAAGAUGUGUUCAAAUAUUUUUGUUACGUUUCUUAUGACAAAAAAAACGCUAUUUACCCAAAGUGAGUUUUUAGUUUGCAUGACGGCACAGCACCUGUCCAUCUGCAAUAUAUAAAUAUAUAAAUCUCAUAUAAAGUAUGUAUAAAAGGGACUUGCCAUGUUUUUACUGAUGUGGUGUGUUUGAUUUGCAGUUUGUGUGAACCCUGCUGAUAAGUUGGUACCACUGCCUCUUUAAAGGGUCUGUUGGCAGCUGAUGAUGUAUGAAAGUGAUUAUGUACCAGCCUGCCCCAGAUUAUAAUAUAUAACCAUUUCUAUGUGUCAUCCGUGUUGGAAAACAAAUUUAUUAAACAUAUUUUGAACAA
Messenger RNA from Chiloscyllium plagiosum (whitespotted bambooshark), 4421 nucleotides. RefSeq names its product class E basic helix-loop-helix protein 22-like. The record is from RefSeq and is a predicted model, not a curated record. Lineage: Eukaryota; Metazoa; Chordata; Chondrichthyes; Orectolobiformes; Hemiscylliidae. Gene Ontology annotation, cellular component: nucleus. Gene Ontology annotation, biological process: positive regulation of transcription by RNA polymerase II; sensory organ development; axon development. Gene Ontology annotation, molecular function: DNA-binding transcription factor activity, RNA polymerase II-specific; E-box binding; protein dimerization activity.